GGAAACUACAGGUGAUUAUCUGUGCAUGGUUUAAUCAUGGUAAUUAGUUUAACGACAUAGCACUGGACUAGAUUUGGUGUGAGUUAAAGAAAGAUUUGGUAACGUUUGGGCAACAGUUUCCUUUGUAUUCUUGACGCGGCCAGUGCUCAGCAGUUCGUGCGCAAGGUGGCGCUCGAUAGUAAUAAAAAUCCGCACAAAUUUACGGGGCAUAUCCAUUCAUGUUCCCGAGAGCAAACCUAAUAGAAACCUAACUUAGUUUGCGGUAAAAAGGUAAAUGUCUUAGCUGCAGUGUUAUAGAAUACUAAUGGAUUCUUCGAGUGGAUUAUAUUGCGUUUUAAUUCCUCGAACAAGAAGUCACAAUUGCGUUAUCUUUUUUUAUAUGCAAUGAUUGAUUAGGUGUGGUCGUGAAUCAUGGUGGAAUUUACACUUUGCAGUGUGCUUAUGCAGUGUGCCUAUAUAACUGAAGAGGCAGUGCAACGAUGAUCUCUGUGCCAGCCGACUCAUAGAGUACCGACACACGCAGCACGGGCAUUUCGAGCUAGGUCGCCAAAGGAGCUGGGGACGAAUAGGACGCUGAGGCUGACGCUGGGAUUAACUGGAUACGAUACCAUUUUCACAAUCGAUUAGGAAUAUGAAUACUUUUAGACUUGUUUUGCUUUUCAUUCAGUGCCUUGGUAGGUAUUUAAUACAACAGGUUUCAGUGAGUUUUAAGUAGACAGCUACGAAUUACACUUAAGCACAUAAAUUAGGCGAGGAUUAAACUUCACAUGAUUUCCCUAACAAUUAGAGUAGGUUUGCUUUAAUUAACCUAACAAGCGAUGGAAGCUUUAUUUUUGAUACCACAACGUUUAAUCCUGAACAAUCUUGCAUUUUGUUUUUUUUUGUUUUUUCUCAUAACAUAUGAUACACCUGUUAACUGGCGUUUUGUUACAGUUUCUCUCAAGGUGUCUCAGGGUGCGUCCACGGAUGAGAGCGCGAAACCCAAAACGACGGUGGUGAAUCUUUUUUACAGUGAAGAUGAUAUAAGCAGUACGGCUCAUCAGAUAGACAACGAUGAAUACCUUUACGAAAGUGAAGACGAUCUUUCUGGGGAUUACGAGGUUGACUAUCCCAGAGUGGGAUUUUCCACCCAACCUAAGGAUUCCACUGUGAUGCUCAAUACAGAGAACAGAAGGACUGGCAAAAGAAAGGCCAAAGGCAAGAAGGACCCCUGUUUGAGGAAGAAAUACAGGGAUUAUUGCAUUCAUGGGGUUUGUCAGUACAUGAAGGAACUAGAUCAUCCAACUUGCAGAUGUGAGGCAGGAUACACAGGAGAGAGGUGCCACUCGCUGAGUCUGCCUGUCGGUAAGGAAGCUGAAGACUACAACCAGACCACAGCUUUGGCCAUAAUGGCAGUGGUUCUGUCCUUAAUGUGUCUUACCAUCAUUGGCAUUUUACUGGCCUUCAGGUACCACAGAAAAAAUGACUGUGAUGUAGAAAGUGAAGAGAAAAUCAGACUUGAAGCAGCCACUGUAUAGUAGUGAUGAUAAUGCAGGGUGAGUACUGUAAUUCAUAAAGGACAAUCUGUACUGUAAGAAAUCUCAGCUGAAUACCUUUGGGGGGGAAAUAACAAUCUGAUAAAAAUGGUUGGAAAUUCAAGAUUUUGGCAAAUAGGUUUUUGUUCAACUUGAAUUAUUACUAAUGAUUACUACAUUUCAUACGAGAUUCCGAACCCUUUGCCUCAAUUGAUAUUCAACCCACCAGACAGACAGAACUUGUCAUUGCUGCGGAGGAAAUUGAUAGUCCAUGGACUUACAUGACUUUCCAAGCCUGCCUUGAAGGAUAUAUUGAACAUUUUUUCCUUAGAGACUUUAGCUAUCCUUUACAGAAAACAUAGAUAAGUGCAUCUGUAUGUCUAAAACAUACUGGAAGUGAAGUAAGAAAAUCAACGAAUGUAGCUGAAUCAAGAUUUGUUCAUCUUUUUCUUUUAUUUAUAUCUUAAAUAGUGCAGUCUGUAUUCAUGACUGUCUGGAACACCCAACCAACAAGUAAUUAUUUAUUUAUGUAUUAACUAUUUAUUUUUGCUAUGUAAUCAUUUUGUAUAUUUACUGAAUGUUUUGUCAGUUUGUCAGAUGUACGUUGUGCUCUGUAAGUAGCUGCGCAGUGACACAAUUCUUGUAUUUUAUCUUACUCUAGCACACUGGAGGUUAAAAUGCCAAAUAAGUUUUAAUGUGAAGGCAUUUAUAUCUAGACUGGGUGAACCACAUAGAACCCACAACAUUUUUCAUACGUAGUCCUUUCAUUUCAGGGGACAUAAGUACUUGGACCACUAAAUAUAAUAUUUUAUAAAAUUGUCCUUUAAUAAUUUUUGAUAAUUCUUUGCAAUCAAGUGCCUGAAGUAUACAACCCAGACAUCAGUCACAGGGUGUCUAACCCCUGCCUCAGAGGCAGGCAUUUUCAGUUCUUGUUUAUUAACAUUGUGUCAAAAAAAAAAAUGUUUUCCCUUUGUGAUGGCUUGUCUUACUGAUAUUGACAUUACAUGGCCCUCAUGUAAACUUACCAGAUGCUAUGCCACAUCUAGAAUCAACUCUGGACCUUUUGUUAGCUCUAUUGUGCAUAACCUCUAUUGAGCUCGAUGAAGUGGCACAGCUGGCUAAUAGUACUAGAGCAGCUGGUUGUAAACUGUGUAUAAGAAAGGUUCAUAUAUGGGUCAUCCAAUACAAGGCUAAGUACCUUCACGUUAUU
This is a messenger RNA of Electrophorus electricus (electric eel), 2724 nucleotides long. Lineage: Eukaryota; Metazoa; Chordata; Actinopteri; Gymnotiformes; Gymnotidae. The record is from RefSeq and is a predicted model, not a curated record.